Molecule: messenger RNA, 1464 nt
Organism: Sorex fumeus (smoky shrew)
Lineage: Eukaryota; Metazoa; Chordata; Mammalia; Eulipotyphla; Soricidae
Product: olfactory receptor-like protein OLF4
Exons: 2
Coding region: 1-1464 (487 amino acids)
Biological process (GO): G protein-coupled receptor signaling pathway
Cellular component (GO): membrane
Molecular function (GO): olfactory receptor activity; G protein-coupled receptor activity
Source: RefSeq, a predicted model, not a curated record
AUGGCAGUGGAAAACAACACCCACGUGUCAGAGUUUCUCCUUCUGGGGCUUUCCCAGGAGCCAGAAGUCCAGCCCCUCAUCUAUGUGAUCUUCCUGUCCAUGUACCUGACCACGGUCUUGGGGAACCUGCUCAUCAUCCUGGCCGCCAGCUCAGACCCCCGCCUCCACACCCCCAUGUACUUUUUCCUCUGCAACCUGUCCCUGGUGGACAUCUGCUUAACCUCCACCAUCGUCCCCAGGAUGCUGCAAAACAUCCUGCUGCAAACAAAAGCCAUCAGCUACGAAGGCUGCAUCACCCAGAUAUACUUUUUCGUCCUCUUCAUAUGUCUCGAUGACUUCCUCUUGACUGUGAUGGCCUAUGACCGUUUCGUGGCCAUCUGCCACCCCCUGCACUACACGGUCAUCAUGAACCCCCGCCUCUGUGGGCUACUGGUUCUAGGGUGCUGGGUCCUGGGUCUCUUAAAUUCUUCCAUGGAAAUCUCAGUGACCUUGCGUCUUUAUACCCAGCCUCUGGCAGCAGAAAACGACACCCACAUGUCAGAGUUUCUCCUCCUGGGACUUUCCCAGGAGCCAGAAGUCCAGCCCCUCAUCUAUGUGAUCUUCCUGUCCAUGUACCUGACCACGGUCAUGGGGAACCUGCUCAUCAUCCUGGCCGCCAGUUCAGACCCCCGCCUCCACACCCCCAUGUACUUCUUCCUCUGUAACCUGUCCCUAGUGGAUAUCAGCUUCACCUCCACCACCAUUCCCAAGAUGCUACAGAACAUCCAGACACAAAGGAAAGCCAUCAGCUACGAAGGCUGCAUCACCCAGAUAUUUUUUUACGUCCUCUUCAUAAGUCUCGAUGACUUCCUCUUGACUGUGAUGGCCUAUGACCGCUUCGUGGCCAUCUGCCACCCCCUGCACUACACGGUCAUCAUGAACCCCCGCCUCUGUGGGCUGCUGCUGCUGGGGUGCUGGGUCCUGGGUCUCUUGAAUUCUUCCAUGGAAAUCUCGGUGUUCUUGCAUCUGUCCUUCUGCCCCGAGGUGGAGAUCCCUCACUUUUUCUGUGAACUCAACCAGCUGAUCAAACUUGCUUGUUCUGACACUUUCUUGAAUAACCUGGUCAUGUACUGUGCUGUUUUCCUGGUGGGCAUGGGUCCUUUACUCGGUAUUAUUUACUCUUAUUCCAAGAUCAUUUCCUCCAUCCGUGGCAUGGCGUCUGCUCAGGGUAGGUACAAAGCCUUUUCCACCUGUGCCUCCCACCUUGCCGUGGUCUCCUUGUUCUAUGUCACAAGCAUGGGGGUGUACAUGAGCUCCACGGUGAGUGAAAGGGCAUAUCCAAGUGCAGUGGCCUCUGUGCUGUACAUGGUGGUCACCCCCAUGCUGAACCCCUUCAUCUACAGCCUCCGGAACAAAGACAUCAAGAGGGCCCUGAAAAUGUUUUUUGUGCAGGGAACUGCAAAACGGUCAAUUGUCCUUCACUGA